CAGUAAAAAACAGUGUAGAAGAUUACGCCCGUUGAAGCUACAGCAAGCAAGAACAACCCCCAUUUCCCCAACAGCUAGGGUUUCUGCUCAUCUCUUCCCCAAUUUUAGAUUCAAAUUCCCCCAAUUUUCUGAUUCCACCCUACAAAAUCAGCUAUCACCACCUCAUACCUUCUUUGCUCUGUGAGAUUCCCCGCCCCGGCACACCAGCUGUGUCUGUAUCGCAAGAGCUGAGCUGAACUGAAAUUAGCAGUGAUGGCGAAAACCAAACCUGGGAAGAAGGAUCUUGAUUCCUACUCCAUCAAAGGCACCAACAAGAUCGUCAGACCUGGGGAUUGUGUACUAAUGAGACCGGCAGACACGGAUAAACCGCCAUACGUGGCAAGAGUUGAGAAGAUAGAGGCUGACCACCGUAACAAUGUGAAGGUGCGGGUACGGUGGUACUACCGCCCUGAGGAAUCUGUGGGUGGUCGGAGACAGUUUCAUGGGGCAAAGGAACUAUUUCUGUCAGAUCACUACGAUAUGCAGAGUGCACACACCAUUGAAGGGAAAUGCAUCGUGCAUUCUUUCAAGAACUACACUAAGCUAGAGAAUGUGGGCCAAGAGGAUUACUUCUCUAGGUUUGAGUACAAAGCUGCUACCGGAGCAUUCACUCCUGAUCGUGUUGCUGUGUAUUGCAAGUGUGAGAUGCCCUAUAACCCUGAUGACCUCAUGGUACAAUGUGAAGCAUGCAAGGAUUGGUUUCACCCCUCGUGUAUGGGUAUGAGCAUCGAUGAAACCAAAAAAUUAGAGCAUUUCUUGUGUUCGGACUGUUCAGCUAAUGACGAGGCUAAGCGGCCCUUGAACUCAUUUCAUGUACGUCCAACUGCUGAGUCGAAGGUUAGUGUGACAUCCUUCUAUUUGGUUAUCAUCUGCUCUGGAAGUGCAAUAGUUUAUGGUCUAACACUAAAUGAUUGAUGCAAAUCUAUUAUCGAGUCGAUAGAAAAUUUUCAAGUAUACAUUUGUUGUCUACACAUUACAUCUCCCUCAACGAACUCUUAAAAUCUUUCAUUCACCGUCUACCAUUUGAACACGUUGAGAUGCAUGGGAAGGAUAUUGGUUAUCCAAAUGUCAAGCUUUAAUGAAAUUUGUUAUCGGAUCAAACUCUUUGAUCUCUGCCUUUAUAAAUGGAUCUAAGGUUUGCCCUUUUCUGGCUCACAAUGAUUCAAUUACUCCGUAUAAUAGCAUAUGAUUAUUUUUUUUCCAUCGAUUCUUUAGAGACAAAUCAAGAAACUUGUUCGUAAUCCCGUCCAUUGCAGGUGGAGACUAAACGGAGAAAGAGAUGAGUAAAGUAGAGGGGCGCGAUACAGAAUGCAGAAUUGUGAAAGAUCAGAUUUGUUGCAUAUAAAGCUGGAAGGAGUGCCCUAUUGUUGUGUUUGUUGAACUGAACACCUGUACAGUGGUGAGGAGAAGAACAAGAUUGUGGGGUGGUGGGCUUUUCCAGCAAAGCCAAAGGCUUUUUCUUACUUUAGUUACUGUGGGCUAACUUGGUUAUUUUGUGGAGUAAAACAAAUAUUGCUUGUGUGCCCUAUUAUGGGAUUUACCAGUACUGUCACUGUUUGUGCUCUCCAUCUGAGUUGAACCCCAAUGCACUGAGAAAAGUAAUAACAAUGAGGAUUAAACAGGAAACAUGUUG
Molecule: messenger RNA, 1672 nt
Organism: Cuscuta campestris
Lineage: Eukaryota; Viridiplantae; Streptophyta; Magnoliopsida; Solanales; Convolvulaceae
Source: the annotation of a GenBank genome assembly